This is a messenger RNA of Moneuplotes crassus, 501 nucleotides long. Lineage: Eukaryota; Ciliophora; Spirotrichea; Euplotida; Euplotidae. The record is from the annotation of a GenBank genome assembly.
AAUAUGAGUAACCUAAUUAAUUUUGAUGAAAAUUUGUCAGAGGAAUUUUUGGACGAGAGCACUCAAGUCUCCAGUGUCAACGUCUCAUUAAACUUGGAAAAGAAUAUGUCAAAGCCUUUAUUUAGCAGCAAACUGGUAGCUGGAGAGAUCUACACAAGUCCAUCUUGUCCAUCUGGAGGAUUUCUGCAAGCCCCAAAACUAUUAGAAAGUGAGGGUCCAAUAGCAACAAGAAAGAGGCUGCCAUUUAAGAAAGUAUACUCCUAUGGCCCAAAGGGUAAAUCUAAACUUCAGAGAGACAUUUCAACUCUAUUGCAGAAAGCAAUGAGGAUGAAGAGUGUCCAAAAUUUCUACACAGAGCAAAGAAACAACUCUAUUUCUCCACAGAAAAAGAACAAAGAAACUCCUUGUAGAGUUCAAAGAGGGUUCACAAUCCACGAAGUGGCUGGGCCUGCAUGUUUCUCUUCCUAAACUAACUUAAUUAAUUCUAAAUAUCUAAAACCU